AUGGAGGAACCUUCAUUUCAACCCAUCAUCACAUUAUAUGACGCAGUAACAGAUUCCCCUGUGUUUCGUUCAAGCGUCUAUCGCUAUGACCAGCAACUUGAACAUUUGGAGCAUUGGCUAGAUUCACUUUCACGUCAUUUGAGAUUAUAUACCGAGAAAUUGAACAAAUUCAAUGCGGAUACAUUGAUAUUAUGUCAGAAAGCGGUACCAGAUGGCCUGGAUGAGACACUGAUAGAUCCCAAUUUCACUGGAGCAAUCAUCAAAGGCUUUGCAGAUGCACUACAAACAAGCUUGUCCUUUAAAACCAAUUUAAUUCAUAACCUCGAGGAAAGCCUGAUAUCGCCACUACAGCAAUUUUUAAAGACACAUCUACGAGAUUUUAAGGACUUUAGAAAGCAGCAUGAAAAAGCUAUGGAGAAGUAUGAAAGCCAGUUGGCCAAAUAUAGCGGGUUGAGCAAAUCAAAAGAACCUUCUGCGGUUAGAGAAGAAGCAUUUCGAUUGCAUGAAGCGAGAAAGGAGUAUGUCAAAAUGUCCGGUCAACAUGUACUGAGGAUUCUGAACUUUCGUUCGCUGUUGGAGCAUUGUCUUGUGGAGCGAUUCACUGCUGCCACUGUUGCACAUAAGGAUUUCUACAAGGACAUUCAGGUGUGGGCAAAUCUCGAUGCUGCAUUAUCGUACUGGAAGCAAUGGCUUAUUGAUGAUAAAUUUACCUGUUCAUUUCAAUUGCACAGACAGCAAAUAGCGAGAAGAAAGCUGGAGGAGGAAUUCAUCAGACUGACAGCACCUGAGCGAGAUAUCGGAAAAUACGUUACACCUUUACAAACAGAAAAAUCAGAUGGAAGCAUGAUGAACUCCAAGUGGGGCUAUCUGUUUGUGCGAGUCUCUCGCCAUUCAUGGUCUCGCAAAUGGCUCUUUAUCCAUGAUGGCUAUUUGGGUGUGUGUCAGGUCAACAGCUCUGGCAAGCACAGGAGUUCUAUAUCGAUUGAAGCUAAAAUACGUUUAGCCGAUUGUCAAGUGCAUGCCGUCGCUGAUGCCGAUAGACGUUUCUGCUUUGAAGUCGUUCAGCCCAAACAGCAAGCUUCGUUUGUAUUGCAAGCAGAGACGGAGGAAAUGAAACAAGAUUGGCUGAGAGUAUUUGAUAAGAAUAAGCAGUUUGCAGAAGGCGAGAAAGCACCCUCAUCACCCAUGAGCUUGACCAAAUCACCUACUCUUAUCAGAUCAAAAUCUACUGCCACAACCGCAUUAUCUUCACCUACUGCCACCACGAACAGCGAUAUCUUGCAUUCCAAUACUUCAUCGCCUAAAAUCAAGCGCACAGACUCAUCUUCUACCUUUUCCAGCAUGUCCAUCAUCAGUAACAACCAUCAAAAAUACCCUCUCAUUAAUGAUAGCUCGCUUAUUCUGUCUAAAAACUGCUCGGAAGAAGGGCCAUCCAUUGUCAUGGUAUCCACCACACCUGACACAAAAGCAUCGCUUGCAAAUUCAUCCUCACUGACUCCACUGCUGGUCUGGGAGGCUUCUCGAGGCUUAGGUUCAGCACCUACCUCCUCCGUGGACAUUGCUGCUUCUGCAAAGCAACUCCCUGCUGGAUCAUGGGGCAUACCAUGGUCGUUGGUACCUGCUAUGAUGAACUCGACACAGGAUUUCAGUGUGCUUGAUCCUAAUGCCUCAAAAGCACCCAUCCUUGCUGCUUCUCUGCCUCAGGUCAUAUGGCCUGCUAAACCGGCUUCUGUUCAUAUUCCAAGUGUUGGUAUUGAUGGAUAUCCAGAUAGGAUGAACUCUCAGAACAGAGAGCUUCGUCGCUUGUUUGGGGGUGUCAAGCCUGAGGAAAUAGUGCUUGAUGUAUUUGUUUGCUGUCUCAGAAAGCAGCCUGCUGUUACUCAAUACGAUACAGAUAUUGAAACUGCCAAAUCGACAACGCGUUCAUCUAGUGCGGAUACCUACGAAAAGGAAUUGGAACAUCACUUGACACAAACUGGCUUAAAACCACCUUCAGACUUUGGCUAUGCUUACACGGGUCGUGGUUUCAUUACACAGACCACCUUCUGGUUUUAUAGCUGCGUGUUGAUGACCUGCAUUAACUCUGUUGCUGUACGAUUAAAGGAUAUUGACCAAGUGACUAUAGUUAAGGACACAUCGCUGGCUCGUCUUGUCAAUGAAACUGCACUAGCCAUGAAUUCCGAUCUCGUUAUCUCGAUUACACUUCUUCCCAACAGUCGCAGCGAUAUCAAGGAGCCUUUGAUUCUAGGCACAUUGAUGGACGAUAUUGAAACCACUGCUGAGAAACUGAGAUUUGCUGUCAGUAACGCAAAGAAGGAAGAAACAAUGCAGAGUAAAGACAUAUUCAACAAGAUGCUAAACAUUUCUGAAAGCUCGGCAACCCACAAGAGUGUUGUCGUCGAUCUCCCUCUGUCAUUCAGCAGUGCACUUUCUCAUAUUGCUCACAACACGGCUGAGAGAAGCACAGGCACCAUUGUAUCUGUUACGCCCAAGUUUCCAAUGGUAGCUGCUAGUAGUCGUCCUCAUGCUGCUACUGUGGGUCCUGAGGCAAGAGUCAACCCUGCGUCCAUUUUGAAGCCUGUAUUUCGUCAACGAGGUGAAUCCGAGCCGCUCAAGCCCGUCUUGACCACGCCUGCCGUUAAAUCACUACCCACGAAAAUGGAACCACCCAAGCCUGAUCCUGAUAUGCCUCCACCAAAUAUUGAAUGUCCUGAUUCUGUUGUUGAGUGUCAUUGUGAUGAUCAUUUGGAGAGAAAAGAUGCUCAAAUCACGCUUCCCAUCUCUGCCAAGCGAUGCUACGAGCUGCUCUUUUCGAACGAACAGACUGCUGCUCCCACAGAUGGAGGUGUUUGGGCUGAAAAAACAGCGGCUAUUGAGGGUCAUGAUUUAUCCGUAUCAAAAUGGGGCAUGGUGGAUGGAAAAAUGCAACGUGUCUUGAAGUACUGGAUGCCUGUGUCCAACCCAAUCGUGCGCAUGAAGGAGGCUGAAGUGGUGGAAACGCAAGUACUCAUUCAUAAGGAAGAUUACAUACGAUAUACGGUACAAAUCUCUACAAAAACUGCUGCUCUUCCAUAUGCAGAUGCUUUCAUUCCAUCUGUCAGAUAUUGCAUUACUUGGAUCAGCAAAUCAGAGUGUCAGUUGACGUGCUAUUUAGGCGUGAGAUGGGUCAAGAGUGUGCUUGUUCGAGCUAUUGUUACAAGAGCUGCGCUCAAAGGAAUGGCUGACAGUGUAGGUGUCUUUAUCCCCAUAUUGCAAGAGGCUGCCAAAAAUAUUAAAGAAUCCGUGGACGAAGCUCGUAAACAAGUGAUGGAGCACAACAAGAACCUUCUCAAGAGUGAGGCCACCCCACACGUAGCAAGCGGCAUGCACUCCGUGUUAGAAGAAGAUCAGGAUCCUUCCACAAACAACGAAUACAUGCUGGAGAUUGCAUCUUCUGCUGAUGUGCCAGACACGGCACAACAGUUGGGAUCGAGCGAUGUAGCCCCUCGUUCCAUCGUCCAGCCUGUGGUAGCAUCCACCACUGUAACUACGACUAUUGCUGGCAAAGCUCUUGAAAGAGCCACUCCCUCGCCAUCAGGCCCAUCUACCAUGACAGCGUUGGAGAAAGACAACGAUAUUAGCUUGAAUGUGCCCAACAAACAACCACAACGAUCCAAGCGGCUGGAACAACAACCCCAACAGAAUGCUCGCAGUAAGGCAACCAAAUCGGUGGCGCCUCAGCCAUCAAAGCAAGAGCUGCAGCAAGGAGAAUCAGCCACCGAAAAGCAUUGGUUAUCUACUAUAGCUGAUUAUGCUCCUAUCAACUUGAAGACUGUAGGGAUGUUUGUUUUAAUGGGCUUUACUGUAUACAUGUCUACCAUUUGGAUACGAUCAAGUCAUCGAGUGGCAGACAAAGCAGAUGAAUUUCUGCACCUCAAUAUCACUCCAAAGGAUACAACUGUCAACUAUAUGAACCAACAACCUAUAUAUCUUCAAAAAUCUACUUCUCGAUCUGUCUAUUUGCGUGAUCUUGAUGAAGGGUUCUUGAAAAGCUCCAUACAACCGCCAUAUGCAGAUUCCAUCAGUUUCAAGGCAUUCUUACAAUCCAAGAGAUCAGAUGUUGAAGCAAAGGAGCAGCAUGUUGAUGAAUACGCUAUCAAUAGUCGUCAUUGGUACGCUGUGGAGCAUUAUCGCCUAGCUGUGGAUUUGGAUAUGAGUCGAGACAGAAUUGCCAUGUUACGACACGAUAUGUUGACCAUUUUCCAAGUGUUGAACAAAUUGGACACGCAAUUAGUAGAGAACGAGUAUACCAACUGGCUGUUAGACACUCGACUCAAGUGCAAGUACUAUCUACCUCUUUCAGAACAAGAUCCCCGGGCUGAAAAGGCUGCAGAUCUAUGCCAAGAUGUGAGAAGCCAACUUGAAAAGCUGUUCUAA
Mucor velutinosus is the source of this 4416-nucleotide messenger RNA. RefSeq lists its product as uncharacterized. Gene Ontology annotation, molecular function: GTPase activator activity; protein binding. The record is from RefSeq and is a predicted model, not a curated record. NCBI's taxonomy places the organism in Eukaryota, Fungi, Mucoromycota, Mucoromycetes, Mucorales, Mucoraceae. The transcript has 13 exons. Gene Ontology annotation, cellular component: cytoplasm. Bases 1 to 4416 code for a protein of 1471 amino acids.